CUCCCCUCUGCGCUGAAGCAGGGGGGGUUUCCAUCAUGGCGUCGAUGCAGAAGAGGCUUCAAAAGGAAUUAUUAGCCAUGCAAAAUGAUCCACCCCCUGGCAUGACGCUCAAUGAAAAAAGCGUACAGAACACCAUUACGCAUUGGAUUGUAGACAUGGAGGGAGCAUCUGGCACACUGUAUGAAGGAGAGAAAUUCCAGCUGCUUUUCAAAUUUAGUAGUCGAUAUCCAUUUGACUCACCUCAGGUUAUGUUCACAGGAGAGAAUAUACCUGUCCACCCUCAUGUGUAUAGUAACGGUCACAUCUGCCUCUCUAUUCUCACGGAGGAUUGGUCGCCAGCCCUGUCAGUGCAAUCAGUUUGUCUUAGCAUUAUCAGCAUGUUGUCCAGCUGCAAAGAAAAGAGACGACCGCCCGAUAACUCCUUUUAUGUCAGAACGUGUAACAAAAAUCCAAAGAAGACUAAAUGGUGGUAUCAUGAUGAUACAUGCUAAUGUACACACUUUGUAAUAAUCGUAGAAGAAAGAAGUCCUACUGACCUACGUGAAGCACUUUUAAAUCAUUCAGUCUUUGAACUCUGACCUUGACUGGAACAAUGGACACCAUGCGCUGGAUGCUCUUUACUGCAUCCCCCCUCCAACUCCCUGACCCCCCGGCCCCCCGCCCCGUCCCCAUGUGGGCCGUUGGAUGCAUGUUUUAGUCAAAUGUACUAUAGAGAACGAAAAUAAAUAAUGGAACAUUUUAGGUGCACCCAAGAUGGAUAGUUUUUGGCGGUAGUAAUGCAGCGAGCAAGCAAGGUGGAUUUGUAGUGAGAUACUUAUAAUUCCUGUUUUAAGAUUAUUGUUACUUUUUUGUUUGUGUAUGUAUGGGUGCAUUUUAAGGACCUUGUGUUGUGCAAUAAUAUCUGAUGGAUGCAUGCCUGGGCCUACAAAGAGAAAUCCAAAUCUGCUCGUUUUCUGGAAGGGAUCUGACCAUCAAAACCCCGAGGAAAUGCUUCGUCUGUUUUUGUUGUUGUUUUUUUAAUUGUGUGCACUAUGAAAGUAUAGUUCAUAUAGGCAUUAUUCAUACGUUAACCCCAGCUUGCAGUCGUACUGUAAGCAGUCCACUUAUUUAUCAGGUUGAAGGGUUUUAGUUUGUAACCGCUCUAUAUCAAGAGUAGACCGUUGUCUUCAUCAGCUUCCAACGUGAGACCCGGUGGCAGGCAGCUCUUCCUGCCGUUGGACCACAUGUCGAUACAGAGAUGAAUCAAACGGAUAUAGAGCAGCAGGGAGCAGCAGGUGACCUCAGAGUGCACCUCCUCGUAAAGUUGGGCUGAACUCGUGUAGUGUUCACUCGUACGGCCUUGAAGAUGUGCAGCGGCCUCUCUUCCGUUUAGAAAAUGUCUGUCAGAGAACGUGUCGCAUUAUUAAUUUUUUGUUGUACGGUAUUGAUUUCUAUAUUCAUGCGUUGAUCUUCUAAAAUCUUUGGUUUUUAAAUGAGUUUGCUUUUCUUUUUUUACUUUUCAACUCGCUGAUACUUUGAAAAGGGGAUUAUUUUUGAUGGGCCAGUAUAUUUUGGAUUUUGUUGUUGUAUUUGUUAUUUAAUUUCAAUCUUCAUUUUGAUCUCCAGAAUGGUAGUGAAUGACGGAAAGGAGAGUCUUGAUAGAAGCCUUAAAGAUGAGGCUUUUGUGAUUUCCCCCCUGGUCAGAGUUUUGGCUCAGGUACUUUUUUCAAUAAAGAGAUCUCUAAAAAGAUACCCAUCAGAUAUUUUGAAUUUAAUUAUAUUUUCACCAAAAGAGACUUAUGUUGUAAACUUAUAACAUGUCUGAAACCAUUGUAUAUAAGUCUUUGAAUAGUUGGAUGAUGUGAGCGAAAAUUAGACGAUGCAUUUACUUAAUAGCAGAAUGAGUGCUUUAUUUCAUUUAAAGUUAGUCUGCAUCUUUUGCUAAUUGGGAUGUGUACAGUCAGCAACAAACACUACUGUUUGUAAAAAAUAAAAUAAAAAGUUUAGUAGUUUUACAGUGGGGAUGCAUGCCAUUUUAAACCCUACGUGUUCUUAUUGGCAUCAGACAUUGUGACCACUUGUAGUCUUUCCAUAACUUAGUUAAUGGUUUAUGUGAUGGAUACCCAGAGGCUGUGUGGCUCUUUGUCAUUUCAGAUGGUCAUCACUUCAUUCCUAAAGAAAUGUUUAUCACCAUUCAGUCAGAGAUACUUGAAUUUUCCAUCUUGGGUUGUUUGUAUUGCUUUUGUGUUUUCCAGGGUGUAGCGGAGUUUCAUGAAUGGACUUGAGUGAAUGUUAUGAUACUCUAUACUGUAGAGGAGAUUACCACAGCACACCGCUAUCUCAGAAACUAUAUUGAUAACUUAAAGACAUCUAUUUAACCAAUGUUUUUUUUUUUUUUAAGCUUUAUUCUGCUGGAUUUGCCUGUUUUCACCAUGCUGUGAGGAAACGACCAUCGGCAUGAACAUGAUUGUGUAAAUGCAGUCACAACAGCAUUUGAGUGGGGGACAAGGAGCCUUCGCCCAGUUCGCCAGUAAAUCAGAGGAGAUUUGUUAAACAUGCGAGUGAAAGUGUUCCAUGGUUUUGGAUACAACAUGAUAUUAUUUGUUCUUGUUUUUUCUUUUCCUGUUCAAUGUGGUUUGAACUCUUAGCUUGCAGGUUGUUGUGAGUGUUCAACACUAACGAGGGUGUGAUAUUUAUAGUUGAAAUUCUGUUCUGGGAUGUGCAAGCUCCAUGUAAAAGGUGCCUGUUCAUUUUCAUAAUCAAUAAUAAAAAGCAAAGAUUAACUUUUA
Molecule: messenger RNA, 2768 nt
Organism: Pseudoliparis swirei
Lineage: Eukaryota; Metazoa; Chordata; Actinopteri; Perciformes; Liparidae
Gene: ube2wb
Product: ubiquitin conjugating enzyme E2 Wb
Exons: 6
Coding region: 36-491 (151 amino acids)
Source: RefSeq, a predicted model, not a curated record